Molecule: messenger RNA, 2157 nt
Organism: Phyllopteryx taeniolatus (common seadragon)
Lineage: Eukaryota; Metazoa; Chordata; Actinopteri; Syngnathiformes; Syngnathidae
Product: blue-sensitive opsin-like
Exons: 5
Coding region: 1026-2084 (352 amino acids)
Biological process (GO): G protein-coupled receptor signaling pathway; phototransduction; visual perception
Cellular component (GO): membrane; photoreceptor outer segment
Molecular function (GO): G protein-coupled receptor activity
Source: RefSeq, a predicted model, not a curated record
UUUGUAUCCGCUUUGUCCAUAUUUGGCUAAGACCCACCCCUUUCCUCUGAUUGUUUGCCUCCAUGUAGAAGACCCACUUGUGAGAGCAUACGUGUUUGUUAUGUUGAAAGCGCUGGCUCGGCAGAGGGGAGGUAGGUGGAAAUCUUCACUAGUGUCAGGUCACUGGGUAAUAAAUCAAUGUUGAUUAAUGACAUCAUUAUAACCUAUGAUCUGGACUUUUUGUUACUAAAUGAAACGGAGUUAACAGGAAGUAGCUGUAAUACCAUUUUAAACGAGGCAACACCAGCAAAUUUUUAUUUUAUGAACAAGUGUCGAAUAGGGAAAAAAGGUAUUGCUGCUAUUUUUAAGUCAUUAUUUCAGUGUAGGUGGCACGGUGGCCAACUGGUUAGCGCAUCUGCUUCACAGUUCUGAGUACUGGGGUUCAAAUCCUGGCCCUGGCUGUGUGGAGUUUGCAUGUUUUCCCCGUGUGCCCCGGGUUUUCUCCGGGCACACCGAUUUCCUCCCACAUCCCAAAAACAUGCGUGGUAGGUUGAUUGAAGUCUCGAAAUUGCCCGUAGGUGUGAAUGUGAGUGCGAAUGGUUGUUUGUUUCUAUGUGCCCCGCGAUUGUCUGUCGACCGGUAACCUGCAUCCCGCCCAAAGAUAGCUGGGAUAGGCUCCAGCAGCCCGCGACCCUAGUGAGGAGAAGCGGUAAAGAAAAUGGAUGGAUGGAUGGAGGUUCACGUUCGCACAAAAUAUGAACUACUUCAUGAGCUUUCGUUGAUUGAACAACGUUCAGAUACAACACUGGGCACAUAUAGAACACACUGUUCAUACAGUGUGUUCUAUUUUUGGGCUUAAAACAAAGCUUUAAAUCCUUCCCGAGCCAAUUAAGUGAAGCCAAAGUAGCAUUCAAAGCUCCUACAAAUACAGCUUUCGGUCACAUUUAGAGAGAUAUACAGGUGUAGGAAGAUCUGCAAGAAAAUCGUUGCCAUUCUAUAUACUAUAAAAAUAGACAUUUAGUUUUUCUCACAAAACAGGUAGAAAAAUGAGAAGAAAUCAUCCCCUGGAGCUCCCAAGUGACUUCUGGAUCCCUAUUCCUUUGGACACCAACAACAUCACUUUAUUCAGCCCGUUCCUGGUUCCCCAAGAUCACCUGGGGAGCAAGGCCAUUUUUUAUUCCAUGUCAGCAUUUAUGCUCUUUAUAUUUGUCACUGGCACAGCAAUCAAUAUUGCCACUAUCGCAUGCACUGUUAAAUACAAGAAACUACGAUCUCACCUGAACUACAUCCUGGUAAACUUGGCUGUGGCGAACCUCCUUGUCUCCUGUGUGGGCUCCUUCACCUGCUUUUACUGCUUUGCCUUCCGAUACAUGAUUCUUGGAGCACUCGCGUGCAAGAUUGAAGGAUUUACUGCAACUCUCGGUGGUAUGGUUAGCCUCUGGUCUCUGGCAGUAGUCGCUUUUGAAAGGUGGCUGGUUGUGUGCAAACCUCUGGGAAACAUUGUGUUCAGACCUAAUCAUGCUAUUGCUUGCUGUGCAGCAACUUGGCUUUUUGCUUUGAUUGCUGCAGUUCCGCCGCUUUUUGGGUGGAGUCGGUAUAUCCCUGAGGGAAUGCAGUGCUCUUGUGGUCCGGAUUGGUACACGUCCGACAACAAGUUUAACAAUGAGUCCUAUGCGAUGUUCCUCUUCUGCUUCUGCUUUGCAGUGCCAUUCUUCACUAUUGUUUUCUGCUACUCACAGCUACUUAUUGUGCUGAAAUCUGCCGCAAAAGCCCAGGCUGAGUCAGCUUCUACUCAGAAAGCAGAGAGGGAGGUGACUAGGAUGGUUGUUGUCAUGGUGCUGGGCUUCCUGGUGUGCUGGAUGCCGUACGCCUCCUUUGCUCUUUGGGUUGUCAACAACCGUGGGCAACCUUUUGACCUGAGAUUGGCCACCAUACCCUCCUGUUUUUCUAAAGCCUCUACAGUCUACAACCCAUUCAUCUACAUCUUUCUCAACAAACAGUUCCGCUCAUGCAUGAAGAUGAUGCUAGGGAUGAGUGGAGACGAUGACGAUGAAGCAUCAAAAAGCCAAUCAACCACUGAAGUCUCCAAAGUUGGACCUGCUUAAACUAUUUCAUUGUAAACGGAGAUCAACUGCACAAUAGAAACAAUAUCAAUUUUGAUACAAUAUGUCACUUUGU